Messenger RNA from Ixodes scapularis (black-legged tick), 1816 nucleotides. RefSeq names its product T-complex protein 1 subunit delta (gene CCT4). Gene Ontology annotation, molecular function: ATP binding; ATP-dependent protein folding chaperone; ATP hydrolysis activity. The record is from RefSeq and is a predicted model, not a curated record. The coding region runs from base 145 to 1749 and encodes 534 amino acids. Lineage: Eukaryota; Metazoa; Arthropoda; Arachnida; Ixodida; Ixodidae. The transcript is spliced from 9 exons. Gene Ontology annotation, cellular component: chaperonin-containing T-complex. Gene Ontology annotation, biological process: protein folding.
AGCAUUCACUGCGGAUCUUUAUGCCGGUGCUGCUAGCCCGCUGAUUUGUGUAGUGCUGGGAAGUGUGCGAAUCAGUCCUUGUUUGGCGUGGUCAGUGUUUGGGUCAAACUGUUGCUCGGUUGAGCAUCCCUGACGACUAGAACCAUGAAGGCGGCACCGUUCCGAAGCUCCGGUGGAGCGGGCGAAAAGGCGACUUACAAGGACAAGGACAAACCGUCCCAGGUUCGCCAGAGCAACAUCACGGCCGCCAAAGCUGUAGCAGAUGCCAUUCGAACAAGCCUGGGCCCACGGGGUAUGGACAAAAUGAUCCAGGCAGCCAACGGUGACGUGACUAUCACCAACGACGGGGCCACCAUCCUGAAGCAGAUGCAAGUGCUGCACCCCGCUGCCAAGAUGCUUGUGGAACUGUCCAAGGCACAGGACGUGGAGGCUGGAGACGGCACCACCUCGGUGGUGGUGAUCUGCGGCAGCCUGCUGGAUGCUGCGGCCAAGUUGCUCCUCAAGGGCAUCCAUCCGACGAUCAUCUCGGAGUCGUUCCAGCGGGCGGCCUCAAUGGCAGUGGAGGUGCUGGAGUCGAUGGCGCACCCGCUGGACCUGUCCGACCGGGACUCCCUGCUGAAGAGCGCCACGACGGCCCUGUCGUCCAAGGUGGUGUCCCAGCACGCGGGCCAGCUGGCACCCAUGGCGGUGGAUGCGGUGCUGCGGGUGGUGGACCCAACUAGGGACACCAAUGUGGACCUGAGGGACAUCAAGGUCAUCAGGAAGCUGGGAGGCACGGUGGAAGAUACGGAGCUGGUGGACGGACUUGUGUUCACCCAGCGGCUGGCCGGGUCGGGUGGACCUCACCGGGUGGAGAAGGCCCGGAUCGGACUCAUCCAGUUCUGCAUCUCUCCGCCCAAAACGGACAUGGACCACCAGGUGAUAGUGUCUGACUACACGGCCAUGGACCGGGUGCUCCGGGAAGAGCGUGCCUACAUCCUCAACAUCGUCAAGCAGAUCAAGAAGGCCGGCUGCAACGUGCUGCUGAUCCAGAAGUCCAUCCUCAGGGACGCCCUGAACGACCUGGCCCUGCACUUCCUGGCCAAGAUGAAGAUCCUGGUGGUGCGGGACAUCGAGCGGGAGGAGGUGGAGUUCGUCUGCCGCAGCCUGGGCUGCCGCCCCGUGGCCUCCCUGGACCACUUCGGCCCCGAGGCCCUGGGCAGCGCCGAGCUGGUGGAGGAGGUGGCCACGGGCAGCGCCAAGUACAUCCGGGUCACCGGGGUGGCACACCCGGGCCGCACGGUCACCCUCCUGGUGCGCGGCUCCAACAAGCUGGUGCUAGAGGAGGCGGAGCGCUCGCUGCACGACGCCCUCUGCGUGGUGCGCUGCCUGGUGAAGCGGCGGGCGCUGAUUGCCGGCGGCGGCGCCCCCGAGAUGGAGAUAUCCCUGCGGCUGGCAGAGCGCGCCCGUCUCCUGUCGGGGCUGGACGCGUACUGCGUGGGGGCGUUUGCGGAGGCCCUGGAGGUGGUGCCCUACACCCUGGCGGAAAACGCGGGCCUGCACCCCAUCGCGACGGUGACGGAGCUGCGCAACCGUCACGCGAAGGGGGAGCGGGAUGCUGGCAUCAAUGUCCGCAAGGGCUCGGUGACCAACAUCCUGGAGGAGAAUGUGGUGCAGCCGCUGCUGGUGUCCACCAGUGCCGUGACGCUGGCUGCGGAGACUGUGCGCAGCAUCCUCAAGAUCGACGACAUUGUGCAGACGGUGCGCUAGCGGGCCCGCUAAUUGACCGGCUCAGCUGGGCUGAACCCGAGAAUAAAGGCUGUUUCUUAUUUAAGCA